AUGGGUCCCAAAAGAAAACGCAGCAGACGUUCUACCACCACCUCCGCGGUAUACAAUCGAGAAGAUGCGGAUUUGGAGCUGUCUAGUAACGAUAAUACGAUCUUCAAGGUGGAUUCAUUCUACCUAAAAGCUCACAGUGAGGUAUUCCGCAAUAUGUUCACCGACCAACUAUUCACAAACUCGACUAUCCCUAUCGAUCUCUCGUCCAAAGAUCUGACAUGUCUACUUGACAUAAUGGUCAGUGGUGAACCGCCAGAAAAAGCUUUGUCGCUCAAACAAGUCAAGACGCUUUACGCGUUCUGUGAUCAAUAUGAAUGUCCAUUCAUUCGUCAACUGAUGAUAUCACAAUUCAAGAAAGUGGCGGAUAUCGAACCUUGGGAUACGUUCAUAUUGGCAAGUCAACAUAAAGAUGUUGAUCUGGCUAAACAAGCCAUAAAAUCGAUUGCUAAAUUCAAGGAUAAGCAUUUGAUUUCAGCUGGUAACAUGCCACUUAGCAUGGCCGAGACAAUCGACAUAUCGUUCUUGUUACCUUUAUUGGAACAGGUGCAGGCUCACUCUGCGCAAAUCUACACCAUUGUGAAUGGGUAUGCAGAAGGUCAAGUGAGGGAAGUUUGGGCGAAGAUAGCAAAGGAUUUCCAGCCGAGAGAAUGA
Molecule: messenger RNA, 651 nt
Organism: Kwoniella mangroviensis CBS 8507
Lineage: Eukaryota; Fungi; Basidiomycota; Tremellomycetes; Tremellales; Cryptococcaceae
Exons: 2
Coding region: 1-651 (216 amino acids)
Molecular function (GO): protein binding
Source: RefSeq, a predicted model, not a curated record